This is a messenger RNA of Vanessa tameamea, 5227 nucleotides long. RefSeq lists its product as uncharacterized. Bases 157 to 1806 code for a protein of 549 amino acids. The record is from RefSeq and is a predicted model, not a curated record. NCBI's taxonomy places the organism in Eukaryota, Metazoa, Arthropoda, Insecta, Lepidoptera, Nymphalidae. The transcript has 9 exons.
AUUUUCACUUGAUACUAAAUUUUUUAUCUGUGAUAGUUUUGUGUAAACAUUAAACAAAUUGUUUGAAUACAUGUGCACCUCGUGCAAAUAAAAGAGUUUAUUUUAAAUAAUUGAACUGCGAUAUGAUAUUAAAUUAAUAAUUGUAGCAGUCAUAAAAUGUCUGGUUAUUUGGAGGUGAAGUAUCCCUUUAAAUCGAAUCUGGGACUGAAUCCUUUCAAGUCGUGGAAAAGACAAUGGUGUAUUCUUCGGCCGAGUCCGAUGAGUGCUGGUGGUGGUUCGCUAGCUGUGUACUGCAGCGAGGCGGGGUCUCCUGCAGGGACGGUUGAAUUACGUUCUGGUUGUAUCGUAAAACGUGCGAAAUCUCGUACGCGACCUCAUGCAUUCGCCGUGUUCUCUAUCGAGGAGCCGUGCAAGCCUCGGAUCUUAUUGGCGGCACAGAGCCUCCAAGAAGCGCAACAUUGGAUGGAUAAAAUCAGAGACUUAUUAAACGGCGACAAGCUUCUAGGCACAGAAUCAUUGCUUAAAGAUUCUUAUUCAGUGACGAUCAUACCUACCGAAUUGUCACGUAAAUGUGUUAUAACUGGUGACAACAAUGUAACAUUAUCGUCGACCGGUCUGAUGGUUUCUCGUCCACAAACCACAGACAUGAUGAUACGUUGGCAACACAUUACUGAUGUUCUCCAGACCAGAGAGAGCGGAGAUAAGAGCAAAAUAUGUGUGCUCAGUAUUGAUAGUGGUUUCAACGGUGGCGGGGAGAUGAAAUUCAGCAGCGCACUCUCGGGGGAGCUGGCUGGCGAGCUGGCGGGUGCGGUGCGGCAGGCGCUGCGGGAGCGAGCUCGGGCUCCGCCACUGAGCCGCAGUCAACCCGAUCUGACAGCGGUGUGUCAUGAAAUGGGCGAAUUACGUCGCAGCAGCUGGUACAGCGGGCCAUCUGAAGUGUCCCUCGAUGACACCGAUCUCAUUAUGUCUAAGGAGGCGCGCCGCAUCCCGAGCGGGCAGCUGGCCCGCACGCGCGCGCGCCGCCUGCUGCGCGCCUCGCUGGCCGAGCUCGUCUCCUUCGACGACGGCGCGGCCGACCGCCGCUCGCUGGCGUCCGUGUCGUCCGGAGUGUACGAGGAGAUCACAGAGGAGGCGGCGCCGCGGGAGGAGCACACGUAUGAAUCGGUGGCGGACUGCGUGUACGCCACGUGGCGCCGCACCGGCAAGCGGCACCCGCCCCCCCUGCCGCCGCGCACGCCCGCUCUCACUAUGAAGCUGGGCGAGACGUGGGGCUGCGCCGGCGACGGUGUCACGCGGCACUCGUCGCUGGGCUCGCUGCACCACAAACCCACCCGGCCCGCCAAACCCUUCAGCGUGUUCAGAAAAAGACUCAAAAGCGACUCCCGCAUAGCAACAUCACCGAAAUCGGAAACGGCCAAGGAUAAGGACGUCGAGACGAAAAAGAAAAAGUUCGACUUCACGCCCACGCGGGAUAUAUUCAAGAGCUUCAAGGUGAGUCGGAAGAUGAAGAACCUCAAAAUCACCUCGGGCGGCCUCACGAAGGGCGAGACGAAGAGCUGCGAGUUCCUCGACGAGACGCAGCACGUCACGGCCAACCGCUGCUCCAAGUCCGUGGAGUGCCUGGACGGCGGCGACGGCUUCGACGAGUUCGGCGGGCCGCUGGCGCUGGUGCCGCCGGCGCUGGUGCAGCUCAUCCUGCGCGCGCCCGAGCUGGCGGAGAGCGAGUACAUGCCCAUGUCGCCCAUCGCGCCGGCCGCCGGCGAGCACCACUACAUGGUCAUGUCGCCGCGCCCCAAGCUGGCCUGAGCCCAUGUCGCCGCGAAGCCGGCUGUGAUAUUAUUUUGAUGGUUGAGUUACUUAGUUAGCGUACUCGUAACGCUAGUUCGAUUGACUUGGCUGUCGUCAGAAAUUUUAGUAUUACUUUUAUCCGUCCAGAAUGGACCGUAGAGUUGAACGGUGGGGCGAUGAGAUUUAGUGAAAAAAACCAGUCUCUUCAGAAAAUAUCAAAACGGAAUACAUAAUAGUUACUAAAUUUAAUAGCGAAAGAGUAGUAAAAAACACAGUAUUACAGACAAUUUACAUAUAUUUUUAUAAAAAAUAAAUAACAGAGUCACGUGACCAAAAGGACAAAUUUUACUUUAUUUUCAUAUAAGUAUUUAUUACAAACAGUGUUCAACAUCAUUAGUAAAACAAACUUUCGUUCUGACCAAAGUACAGGGGUUCACUUUGGUUUUGCUACUUGAAUGUCGAGGGUAUCACACAUUUUAAGUUUACCUUUAUCAACAUGAAUAAAUGUCAAUUCUUGUUGUACAAACAAUAUAAAUUAUUAAAAUCAGUCAUGUUUAUUUUUGCAUUACAAGUUUUUUUUUUUUAAGUUAGUUAUUGUGAUGUUCUUUUUUAUACAAAUAGUUUAGAUCAUAUUUUGUGAUUAUUAAAUCUCGUAUGCAUAUUUAUGUAAGUUGAUAUUUUGCAUAAAUUUUCUAUUGUUUCUAUGUGAUAAUAUCCUCCUCUUGACCGAUUUCGUCCACGGUUACUGAUCCCAAGGGAGACUAGCCAAUAGAUAGAUCAUUUAUAAAAUACAUGACAAAGACAGUUUACGAAAUUUGACUAUCGAUAAUAGACAAAGAAUUAACUCCUCCAGAACGCCGAUGUUGAUAAAUAAAUGUAUAGGAAAUUGUUGGAUUGUAUAGGAAACGUUCGUGACGGAUUUUUAUUUAUUUUUAGUCUGCCUAAUUAUUAGUAAAGGAAGGUCGAUGAAAAAGACUGAAGGAGAAAGCUUUAUAUGAACAUACUUUAACGUUACUGCUCUGAAAUUAUGCAAUUAAGAAACAUCGGUGAUUAGAAAAUAGUUUAGACGAUAUACUAGCUUUAUGUUCAAAUGAUAAUUUAAAACACGAAAAGUAAUCGUUAUAAUUUAAGAUUCAAAGUAAGUAUAUCAAAUAGACAAAUAUCUAAACACCGACGAAACGCGACUCGCUGCAAUUUCAGAGCGGCAAAGUUAAAUUAUUUUUAUCGUACGUAGUCUGAGCUAGUAUAAAAACUUCGUGAGGUAUGCCAUAGAAAAGAAUUUGUUUGAAUUUAGAUAAAAUGUAGUUAAUAGAGCUUCAUUUUGAAGGGAACGGAUUUAUUUGCGCUGAUGUGUUGUGAUAUUAUGUAUUAUCUUGUUAUAUCGGGCUUAAAGGCUUUUGUUGAUUUUGACAUGUAUUAGACUGAAAUGUUGGAAAAUAUUGAAAAUUUUUGGACGUUCGUUUUGUGUUUGCGUCGGUGAAGUUUAUGUGCCCAAUAAUAAAGGCAAGUAGCUUAAUUUGUAUAGCAAUUAUUAAAGUUUAAGGUCGCUUUUCGCUAUUCAAAUUCUGACCAACAUACAUACAUUAUGAUAGCUUGUAAGUACUUAAUAUUAUGAUAAUUAAGAUGUUUUAUCACCUAAUAAAAUAAAACGAUCUCUGAAACUUGUAGACAGUAUUUAUAUAAGCAUUAAGUGAUACGGCGUUUAUUUUGCAAUUGUAUUUUAUUGUAAGGUCUAAGGUCCGUGUGUGUACCCAGUGUGUACGUGUGAGUGUGUUCUACACACACACGUACCCCAUAUUCUACAUUUCAAUCGAAAACCGAAUGAAAUCAGUAAUCAAAUUUUGUUUCUGAUACAAACAUAUCAUAUGCUUUUGUUUAUUUGUUCUAUAAAAAGGUAAAAUGAUUUAUAAAAAAGAUUAAAGAAAUCGUACAUAAUUAGUUCUCUAAUUCAAUCAAAUCACUUUCAAUUUGAAUGCGAUUUUGAGUAAAGCGACGUGCGUUGAGAGUUAAACGAGUCGUUUGCCUAAUUUAAAUAAAGAUUUGCUUCAAUUACAUCGGCUCAAAUGGCUUUAAUUAAACGUAUUAUGAAUUUUUUGUUUCUUUUUUUUUCAAACUAUAUCAUUAUGGCCAAACGUUGCCAGGAAAACUGUGUAAUACAUAUUCUAUUGUAUACUUUUAUAUGUAUCUUUUAAUAAUGUUUGUUGUUGCCAUACAGCGGUUGCGGAGCAAGAACAAUUUCGUAUGUUGAAUGGACAUAAGUUGUUUCUUUCACUUGUGUAUGAAUAUAUUGCCAUCGCAUUGGCACACGUGUGUUAAGGCCGUCAUCUGUGUUUUUAAACCUUUUGUCAAUUGUCUUAAACAAUAUGAUUUAUUCACGUGCAUCACGUGCAUGUGCAUGUUCUUUGGUUUGUCUACUAUUUAUGUUAGUGUAUAGUUCGAUAAAAAUAUACUAAUUACAUAUUCACAGCAGAAUACCGUAGAUUAAAUAAUAUAAUGUAGAUUUUGUAAUCUUCCUCUACGACUUCGCAAUAUUUUUAAAUGUUUUAGCCACUGGCAAUAACAUACAUAUCUUUAACCAAUUCUACUAACUUAUAAAAGUUCCGAUAUCUUUCCGAUUCUCUUCCGAUCCAUCUUCUACGGAACCGCAACUGGACCGUCGUGUUACUAGAAUAGAAAACCAGCUAAUCGGCAAUGAUUAUUUUCUAUCCGAUUAAGUGAGAAUUAUUUAGUAGAAUUGUUCCGAAGGUCAAUGUUCGAAAUUCUUGCUCCGCGACCAGCAUUGCUGCGAUUUUUUACAGUAGAGUAUUUUCCGACUAAUUGAGAUAUAUUUUAGUUAUAAUGCGUUUUAAAAGGAUUCAGGAUAAGAUAGUUAUAGUUUAUACCGCCUUACGUGUCUCAUUAUACGAUUAACGAAUAUGUGAUAUUUAAUUAUAUUCACAACAUGGAUAAUGACUUAAUUAUAAACAUAAUUAUCUGUAACGAAUUUGACACGAUAAUUACGAAACUGUAGUGUGAAUUUCAUUUACAUAUCUUUCAUAAGACCGUUAUGUAAGCUGUACUGUUGUUUUUACUGUUUUUUUUUUUUGUUGUGUGCCAAGUAAGUAGCGCUUGUGUUAUAUGUGUAUAUUUAUGGUGUAAUAUACUGAGACAUUAUUUUGUACCUUAUGUGGAAACAGUAUACUAAUAACUUUUUUUAUUUAAGCUUAUUUAUUUAAUUCCGCUGAUCUGAAUUUGAAUAUUCUCGUUUCAUAUGGAACACACCCUUCGUUGAUAACUUGUGAAUAUUAGUCAAUUUGAGAUUAUACAGAUGUUACUUAAUUAUAUUAUGUAUCUGUAUAUUCGAUGGACCAAAAUCUCGUUUAUAAUUUUCUAUUUAUUUUGCUUUAAGAUCUUCAAUAAAGAAUUACAUUGUGUUGUUUAAAUAAAGUUUGUACGUGUA